Anthonomus grandis grandis is the source of this 3782-nucleotide messenger RNA. RefSeq lists its product as uncharacterized. The record is from RefSeq and is a predicted model, not a curated record. The transcript has 5 exons. The coding region runs from base 2618 to 3508 and encodes 296 amino acids. NCBI's taxonomy places the organism in Eukaryota, Metazoa, Arthropoda, Insecta, Coleoptera, Curculionidae.
UUUGAAUUUUCCCUCAAUUUCUCUAAGACAGUUGAAUUCUUCUUUCAAUUUUGCCAAUCAAUUAAAUGUAAUAAAUAUUUGACAAACUCGUAUAAUCAAGUGCCCCUUUUAAAAAAAAAAUCGUUGCAUGAACAAUUUAGUUUAAUCUGGAUAAUUCCACAAAUAAGCAUUCUCUUGAUUUUGUUGAUUUAUUACCUGAGACUUUAGAGGAGGGGUAUCAAGUACAUGCAUGUAAACAAAUACUUUUCUAUCAAGGUUUUGCCAAGUUAAAUCAUGAUCUUUUAAUAUAUAAAGUAAAUAAAGCAAAUGUUUAUCUUUAUAAAUGUUGUAGACACCAGAAGGUAUCGGAGGUUUCACAUUUGGCGUCGCAUUACUAAAUGGUAUACAGGGUGAUUUUCAACCAAUGCGCAUAAACUUGGGAAAUGGUAGAUGAAGAUCAAUAAUGAGUAAUAAUGAGAAAAAAAUGUAGUAAAAUAUUUUUGGUUUCCGAAAUAAAGUUAAACAAAUGUCAACAGAACGUGUAUCAGACGAACUUAUUUUGUUUAUUAAUAACUGAUAGAAAAGUCAUAGUUUGGAAUUUCUUGUUUGGAAUCUUCAGCAGUACUUAGUUUGUUGGUCGUUAUUUUCACACGCACAAAAUAAAAGCGUCAAAUGUAAUGGCGCACAUUUUUACAUACGAAGAACUUGUCGACAUGGUUUUGGUUUACGGAGAAACGCAUCAGAAUGCAAUAGCAGCAGCUGAUCUGUAUGCCUAAAGAGUUCCCCGAAGAUAUCACUUGAGACGUGGGGCUUUCUUACGUGUUAUUCAGCGGGGUAGAGAAACACAGCGGCCGCGGCCUGGACAAGAUGGAGGAGCUAUGAGACCUAGGCACAUUCUAAAUCUGGAGGAGGAUAUUUUAGAAGUUAUCGAAGAAUAACCUGGAAUUAGCACUAGGACAAUUGCAGCGCGAUUUGAAAUAUAGCAAUCUAAAAGUUGGUAAAUUUUAAGGCACGAGUUGCUGUACCCGUUUUAUGUUGUUACAUCACCAGCAGUUAAGCCCAAACUUUACCAUGAACAUUCUAGUUACGGAUGAGGCAUAUUUUUUCGCGCAAUGGAAUUUUCAACUUUCAUAACACUCAUUACUGGACUUUGGAAACGUUUUUCUGUAAUUCUGUAUGUAUGGGCUGGAAUUCUGAACGGGAUGCUCAUCGGACCUUUUAUUCUGGAAAAUCGUUUGACUGGUGCUCGGUAUUUAGAAUUUUUGCGCAACAAUUUACCAGUGCUCCUUGAAAAUGUGAAUCUCAACGUUAGGCAGAACAUGUGGUUUCUUCAUGAUGGUGCUCCACCACAUUUUUCACCACCAGUGUGACAACAUUUAGAUCGUAUGUUUCCCGGACGCGUAUUCACCGACCAUCUAGUGUUAAUACCGUAAUGAGGAUUCAUCGAGGCUGAUUGGUCAAAUUUAAUUUGAGAUGACGUAUAUGACGUAUGUCGAUACUUAAAACUCUUAAACUCGAACUCGUGUUUCGUGUUCGUGGUUCGUCUUUCGUUUGUUCGGCGUUAUAGGGUGUUGUUGUUGUUGUUGUUAAAAUCUCAAAAUGUAUGAUUUAACAAAUGUAAUUACGAAACUAAAUGAGACGUUUUGUGUUGUGCUAGAGAAAUCCGAAAAAGAAUGUGCUACUUUGCAGACCAACGUUAAUUCUGAAGAAGAGGUUAAAACAUUUUUGUCGGUAUUUAGCGACAUAGCCAAAACAAACGAUUAGAUCGUAUCAUAAUGUACCUUCUCCACAUAGAUAGGUGCAUUAUAUUAUUUCUUGUCUAUGGAAUGGUGUUUCACAAAGCUUGGUUAUGUCAUCACAGUUGUAAACAUAAGUCCAUCCACCAGAAAACAGAGAGAAAUACUGGAUAUAGCGCUGCAUUGGAUAUUAAAAUCAAAUUAAAUACUGUUAAUACUCGCCGCAGUGAUAAAUAUUUGGCUAGAUCUCCACCAGUAUGUGUAGUUGUGAGAUUAAAAAAUAAGCACAACCACAAUAUUCAUACAAGUAGUGCUUUAAGAUUACUUAGGGUAUCAAAAGAGACCAUUUCUAUAUUUGAAAGUUACUUUGUUAGUGGCCUGUCGGCAUCUGAGGCUAUUUCAAUGCACGAAAGUAAAUUGCUUCUAGAAGAAAAAGAUUAUACAGUAUUAGCCGACUCAUCUGUUAACCCAACGCAUCGACAGGUUCAAACACUUCACGAUAAUUGGAGAAAUAACAAUUUUGGGUCAUAUAUGGAUCCUUUUGAGAAAUUAAAAGAAAAAUUGCCAGAGUAUAACAAAGAAGAAGUUAUUGUUUCGUUUAAAGAAGAGCCUCCAUGAUGUGUUCUCAGCCACUGGAAUUAUGCAAAGAGCGCAAAUGUUACAUACAUCUCAAGAAAUUAUAUUUUGUGAUUCGUUUGCAAGCUGUGAUACAAGGCAAUCUACAAUAACUAUUAUGAUGGCACCUACCAAAGCAGGAGCAGUACCCAUCGCCAUCUUGAUUCAUGAAAGUCAAAUGGAAACAUCCUACACUAGUGCAUUUUCUUUCAUGAAAUCCACAUAUCCUACAUGCUUCGGAGGCAUAAUACUGUAAUUUUAACUUAAUAUUAUUUUUUUAGUCACCUAUGUUGUUUAUGACUGAUGAUGGAACAGCUGAAAAAAAUUCACUGAAAACUGUCUGGCCUUCUUUACAACAGUUGUUAUGCCAUUUCCAUGUAGGUCAAGCUGAAUGGCGAUGGUUACAUUCAAACACCAAAAUACCAAAGGAUAAAAAGCAAGAAUUAAUGCUAAUGUUCAAGAAGGUCAUGUACACAACUGAACACGAAGAGUUAACUGAAACUGUCAACAACAUUCAAUCAUUGCAUGGAAACUACCCUGAAUUUGUCAGUCAUUUUGACAAAUUUUACGUUCGAUGGACACUGUUUGCAAGAAAAGGAAAAUUGACUCAAAAUAAUUGUUUGUACAAAGUGCCAAGUGCGAAAGAUUUAAAUUGUAGUCAUAUAGUAGAUCCUAAAUUAGGUUUAAGCGAGGACAUCCCUAAUAACAGCGACGGCUCUUCCAUCUCAUCCAGUAACCGCAAUCGAAUAAAUAUAAACCAAAGUCAAAUUUUGGAGUGUGGAGAAAAAAUGGCAAAACCGAGUGAAGUUUCAUCUGAAUAUUAUGAACAAAUUUGUAGUGAGGUUGUAAAAUUCAUACCAUUUCUACAGAACUUGCCAUUGCAUUUGAAAAAGAAGUUAAACCUUUGUAUAGCAAAAAUACACACCCAAGAACAGUUUAACAGUUUUGUUGCUACUGCGCUAGCUCAGGUGUCUCGGAAUUUCAAAGGUGGUGCAGCUAUUCGCGUUCAACUAACUUCUAUUGCACGAAGAAGAAAUGGAGUCACCAAGGGCUCAAAAAGAAUAGCUGCUGGACGCCUUCCAACAAAAUUUAAGUCUAACAGAGUUAAAAAAAGGCCAAGAAAUUUACAUAAAAACAUUAUGGCAAAUUUACCCAGUGCCAAAUCUCAUGGUAGAUAACUAAUCAAUAAAUUGGUAGCUGCUAACCUUUUUGUGUAUUGAUAUUAUCUAAUUUUUCUAAUAUGAAAAUAAGAUUGUUAACUAAACCCAAUGUUACGUUCUGUGUUGUUAUGUAUCUUUGGAAUGUGCCAGAGUUAUCCACUUUAUUUUCAAUGCAUGAAAUAAAAAAGUUCGAUAAUAUAACAACUUUAUUUUAUUUAUUAUUUUUAUACAGUUUUUUACAAGUUUAACAAAAUAAAUCAUUUAUUUACUGACAGAAGGAUCUUUCACUCGC